Messenger RNA from Bombyx mori (domestic silkworm), 2067 nucleotides. RefSeq names its product DNA-directed RNA polymerase III subunit RPC4 (gene RpIIIC53). The transcript has 9 exons. The record is from RefSeq and is a predicted model, not a curated record. The coding region runs from base 114 to 1238 and encodes 374 amino acids. Lineage: Eukaryota; Metazoa; Arthropoda; Insecta; Lepidoptera; Bombycidae. Gene Ontology annotation, molecular function: DNA binding. Gene Ontology annotation, cellular component: RNA polymerase III complex. Gene Ontology annotation, biological process: tRNA transcription by RNA polymerase III.
CCUUUUGUAUGUCAGCUGCAGCUGAUGUAUGUUUGAAAACAUUUUUAUAGGUUAGACAAAUAAAAGAGUUUCUAAAUUUCAAACUAAUAUAUUACUUUGAAAAAGAAAUUGCAAUGUCCGGUGAUAAAUCAUCUAAACCGAAUGGACUGGGUACAGAUCCCAUGCAGAGGCUCGCUUCAUUAAAAGCACCCAGAGAUCUUAUGCUUGGAGGAGUCAAACCAAACAAAAAAGUCUUCACACCUAACUUGAACGUAGCUCGGAGUAAAAAUAAAGGACAAGCAACAACAAGUGCCAAAGAAACAAGGAAUGAAGAGAAGAACAGCAGGGAUUCAAACAGGAACCGGAAUUUUAACAGGAAUCAGAGAAAUGGGCCAACACUAAUAAAAUCUGCUGGUGUCUUCUCUGAAGGCAUCGGUUCAUCAGAGAGGCAUUCUUCAAGUCGCUCGUACUACGGGCGGGACACAGAAAAAACUACAAACAUUAUGAAGAAGCCAGCUAUCAGAGUAAAGGAUUUCGUGAAGAUCGACAAAGAACUGGAGGAGAAGAAGAUAAAUAUGAUUUUAAGAGGAGGCGAUACUGACGAGCUGGAGUCCAUCGACUUUAAGGACAUCCUCGACAGGGACGCACCCAUCAAACUACCCAUGGAUGAUGGGAACUGGGCCAAGACUCAUGCGAAACCGAAAGUCAAGGUUAAAGAAGAGAUUGUUGUCAAGACAGAACCCCGGGAAGAUGGCGACUGUGUUAUAAGCACACCAGAACGAAAGCCAGACGUGAAGGAAGCGUUUGAAGAUACCGACUUAGUGAACUUACUUAAUAACGACAAAUCAACAUUAAUUAUGUUGCAGCUUCCCUCGAGUCUCCCGGGCAGAGGCGGCCGCGUCGAGGACGACGUUCCCCGGAGGAGGACCAAGAACGAGCCCGGCCCGUCCGCCGGGGGGGGCGCGGACCCCGGCGCGGCGGACGAGCAGGAGGAGGACAACAAGUGUCGCCUGACGGACCUCGAGGAGGGUAGGAUCGGCAAGCUGCAGCUCCACAGGUCGGGGAGGGUCACCCUGGCUUUAGGAGAAACUGUAUUUGAGGUAUCGAUGGGCACAAAAGCUGCGUUCCACCAAGAACUGGUUUCUGUAAGUACUGAUGACGCGUCACGCUCAGCCAAGGUGACCUCCUUAGGCGCUCUCCGACAUAAACUAAACGUGAUCCCGGAUUGGGAAACAAUGUUUCGGGAUAUUCCUCUAUAGAAAUAAUAAAACCAUUCAGUUUUCAUUGCCAAGUAAUUUAAAAAAAAAAAACUGAUCUUAAAAAGACUAAUUAAUAUUGUCUAAACACUGAAUUGUUAUUCCUAAACUUCCUAUCUACCUUAGCAUUAACUACUGUUGUUGUUGUAUGAACUAAUUUAUUAUAUUAUCAAUUGCAAAAGCAAUAAAAUAAUACUUUAAAGAUGUGUUUGUAACGGAAGAAACCAUUAAUCGACUUUAGAUUACAUACAUACCUAGGCAUUUUGACGUAUUUCGUCGUAGUAUUUUUUGACAAAUUCUUGAAGUAAUAUAGUGUACAAGUUUAAAAGUAUAAUAAAGGUGUAAUUUGAAUAAUUUAUUAAGCGAAAAUGCGCAAGCGUGGGACUAAAACCGCAGGACGUGGAAUCUUGUGUUCUUCAAAAAGUUCUUUGAAGUAUCAGUUAAUUCCCGCCUAAUUACGGAGUAUUCUGUAUUAAAUUUUGAGGUUAAUUUAAUAUGACAAAAUGUUAGAAAAAAAAACUCUAGUAAAAGAACGUUAAAUAGUUUUUAGCAAAUUGUCAGUAAAAACCCCACUUUAAUGUUUUCGGGGGUGAUUGGGGGGAAGAUUUAUCCCUUUCCCGUAAACCGAAUAUAGAGUUCCAAUAUAGACAGUGACUUUUAGUUUAUAGAACGGAAUUAAAUCAUGAUUUUAUAGAAUAAUUUUGAACAAAAUUAUCAAUGUAUCAAUACAAAAGUUCUUUUAGUUUACGUGUCUAGACAAUCGUUUUUAGGAUAAUUUCUAAUUAGUAUGUAAGUUUUUAUGUUUGUAAAUAAUAAAUUAUGUUGUAAUUGA